AUGGAUGAGAAGCCAAAAACGGAUCUUCCAAUGCUGGAGCAGAAAGGCUUUUGCUUCCAGAUUUUCCCCCGGGUGCUCUCCUGUGCUGUUCUGCUGCUCCUGCUGGUGGCCGUGCUGAGCAGAGGCAGGAGGUGCAGCAUCGCCAAAAUCCUGCGGCAGUACCGCGCCGUCAUCUUCCAUGAGAUCCAGAACCUGAGGAACCUGACUGGCUCAGUGCACAGGAGCAGAAGGGCUGGGCCCGCUUGUCGUUCAGACAAGGAGCAGAGGAUCCUGCUGUCCAUCUACAACAUCAGCAUGUCCCUGCGGGAGCUGGGGGCCGGCACCCUGCAGGGCCCUGAGGAGCUGGCGGUCUGGAGGGUGGCCAGGAACACCGACUUUGUGCUCCGGGAGAACUGCAGGAAAAUCAGCAAGAGCCCACCGCGCACCCCCCGCCCGUCCCCGGCUCCGCCGCGGCGCGGGGCAGCCGCCCGCAGGAGGAAGAUGCUGCGGGACAUCGGCAGGAAGGCGGAGAGGCUGGCGACCUGCUGGGAGAAGCUCAAUGCCCUGCACGCACCCCGCCAAACAUCCUGGGACUCGUAGGGACGCCCUCGCCGCACGCCGGGGGAUGGAAGUGCUGCUCCAGCCCCGGGGCUGCCUGCGGCUGCUUUGGGAGCCUGGGACAAGCUCAGCCGUGAGGGCGGAGGGGCUGCUGCCAGCAGAUGCCCGAGCUGAAUCCACCCUCCUGCUCCGAGCCGUGCCCGGGCAGCACAUCCACCACCCCUGCCUGGGGCUGGCAGCUUGGUUUGCUGUGGGAUGGCUGUGGCAGAAACCUGGAGCACCAGGAACACUGGGAAGAAGAAGGGAAAGGACUAAAAAGAGAAGGUGAGGUGUGGAUUCUUAGUCGCUCCUGGCCCUGCAGCAGCUGCUGCUCUCUUGAGGACAAUGGGUGUGUUUUGGGGCAGAACGAGGACAUGUGGGGCCAGGCUCUGGGGGCUCUGCUGGAAGUGAGGCCGCAGUGCAUCUGCAGGGCUCUGAGGUUGUUAGGGCUGUGCAUGGGGACAGGUGUCCCUGAGGCACUGCUGGCAUGUGCAGAGCAGCCAGGCACCCACAGUGGACAGGGAAGUAAAGGUGCAACACUGGGGAAGCCUGGGGAGUUCUGAUCUCCAAAAAUACCAGGCAGGGUGGGGGCUUGAGGCCAAGGCUCAGCCUCAGUGAUGGGCAGCACUGUGGAGGGACCCGGCUGCUUGGCUGGGGGUGCCCCCAGCAGGGAGGGAAUGGUGGGGUGUGGGGUGAGAAGUGAAGGGCAUCCUCCCUUGUCACUGUGCUCUGCCAGCACCCUGCCUGUGGCCUCCACUGCUUUGUCGGGUAGC
Molecule: messenger RNA, 1349 nt
Organism: Passer domesticus (house sparrow)
Lineage: Eukaryota; Metazoa; Chordata; Aves; Passeriformes; Passeridae
Gene: C16H20orf204
Product: chromosome 16 C20orf204 homolog
Exons: 5
Coding region: 1-579 (192 amino acids)
Source: RefSeq, a predicted model, not a curated record